AUGAAAAAGAUUACAGUUUUUAUUUGGGACGGUGAAACUACGAUGAAAUUACAGAGUCCGUUGAUUCUAACACCGACAUCCAAACUUUAUGUAAAAACAGUUGCUUUAUUUUGGAUGUACGAGAAUAUCCGGAAAGGCGUCAACGAUUUUUUUUCUGUCGACAAGAAAAAAGUCAUGUUGGAUAGUGGAUACUGGACGUUUAAACAAUUACGUCAAAAAUUAGAAAGUCACGGUCUCGUCGUCAAAGAUUUUCCCGACGGACGGAUACAGAUAAAAUUUGGAAAAAGUGUCAAAUCUUUUAAUCCGUGGAAAUUAAAUCGUCUGCUGGGAUAUACGACAUUUUCGGAAUUACAUCCGGGUCAACAUCCCGUGGAUAUUCACGAAGGAUUACGUUACGUGACGAUCGGUUGUAAUUUAGCAAACCGGUCUCAGAAUAUAAAUCCCGACGGUUAUCCGAGUAGUAUCAUAUCGUCCCUUCCCAUCGACGGGACGAAACCUUUAUUCGGAACGACGAUGAAAUAUAACGAUAUCGAAAGUCAAGUGCAAGCCGAUGCGGGGAUUUACCACGAACUUCAUUUCGACGUAAGAUCCAACGUCGAUGGAAUUACACCGUGUAAUGCUUUGAUGGAUUUGUAUAUCAUCUAA
Messenger RNA from Paramuricea clavata, 645 nucleotides. The record is from the annotation of a GenBank genome assembly. NCBI's taxonomy places the organism in Eukaryota, Metazoa, Cnidaria, Anthozoa, Malacalcyonacea, Plexauridae.